AUGGAAGGAUAUGCAUCUAAUAAUCAGGAGGAGUAUCCCCCAGGAGGUACGCCAACUUCUAACUAUGAUAGCACCAAUCCGUUGUCUGCUUAUAGUACCAAUACUAAUACGACUUCACCGCAACAUCAAGAUUCAGUUACAAGCCCCACUACAAAAGUAGCCAUCAAGCCCCAUACCACCUCAAGUACCGCUAGUCAUCAACAUCAGCAAGAGCAAGAAUUGCUUUCGGGUUAUACUGUACCAAACCCACCAGUUUCAACUCAACAGUCAACAGCAAUUGCUUCAGAACAGGACCCGGGUUCGAGUGGUGAAUUAGAUAAGCCUCGUACUUUAUGGAUGGGUGAUUUAGAUCCUUGGUUAGAUGAAAAUGCAAUACAAGAUUUAUGGUGGAGCAUAUUACAGAAGAAAGUUACGAUUAAAAUCAUUAAACCUAAGAAUCCUAAAACUGACCCAACUUUCCAUGGAUUAACCAAUUCAGGAUAUUGCUUUGUUGAAUUUGAAAGUUUUGAGGAUGCACAACAAGCUUUAAGUUUAAAUGGUCAAUUAUUACCUGACAUUGCCAUGCCUUCUCAACAACAUUUUCCCAACAAUCCUGACAAUCAAAAGAAAUACUUUCGAUUGAACUGGGCUAGUGGUGCUACUCUCUCAGCUCCAAUUGUACAGACCCCCGAAUUUUCAUUGUUUGUAGGUGAUUUAUCUGCAUCAACAACUGAAGCUCAUUUGUUGGCUUUUUUUCAAAAGACUUUCCCAAAUUCAAUUAAAACUGUUCGAGUAAUGACCGAUCCAAUAUCUGGAAAAUCAAGAUGUUUUGGAUUUGUGAGAUUCACAGAAGAACUGGAAAGACAAAGAGCUCUAGUCGAAAUGAAUGGUGUAUGGUUUGCUGGGAGACCCUUGAGAGUUGCAUUGGCGACCCCUAGGAUCACCGGAAGAAGAUACCAACAACAACAGCAACAGCUGCAGCAACCACAAAUUUCGCUUUCGCAUCAUCAACAGCAACAACAGCAACAACAACAAUCUGCACCUCCAUUUUUUGGUCAUCAUCCUUCUUCAAUGGGUGGAAAUGAUUAUUUUAAUCCUGAUCCAAACUCUGCUCCACAACCACAGUUAGAUCCCAGAAGAGCAGGCCCACCGGAAAUGAUGUAUAUGGCACCACCACUUCCUGGUGCUGUUGGCCCUAAUGGAGGCAGUCCAAUGUAUGGAUACUAUGGACAAGGAGGUCAAGAUUUUGAAGGAUUGAAUAUGGAUAUGACAGGAUCACCUAAUCCAAUAUUUCAAAUACGUCAGCAACAACAACAGCAGCAUCAGCAACAACAACAACAACAGCAAUUUGCUGAUCCGAAUAAUACCACGGUAUUUGUUGGUGGAUUAUCAUCUGAAGUUAAUGAACCUACUUUGUAUACGUUAUUUAAACCAUUUGGGAUGAUCCAACAAGUUAAAAUCCCACCAGGGAAAAAUUGUGGUUUUGUGAAGUAUUCAACUAGAGAUGAAGCUGAAGAAGCGAUUGCAGCAAUGCAAGGCUUUAUUAUUGGUGGUAAUAGAGUAAGAUUAAGUUGGGGUAGGGUAUCGAUGAAUAAUAAGAAAUAUCAACAACAGCAACACCAAGUAGCCCAAGCAGCACAAUUGCAAGUUGCUGCCGCAUUGUCAAUGGGAAUGGAUCCAGCUACUGCUAUAGCUGCAGCUGCUGCCGCUGCUGCUGGUGGAUACCCUCCUAAUAUGGCUGCACCUCCGCCUCCACCUGGAGCUCCCCCACAUUCCGCUCAAGGGCAUCAUCAAUUGGGACCUGGAAUUCCUGGAGGAGUGCCCCAUCCGGCAGGAAUGCCACCACAAGGAGGUGCUGGUGGAUCAGGUGGAUCAAUGAACAUGCCGCCCCCUGUGCCCAUGCCAGGAAUGGGAUUACCGAUGAUGACUCAAUAUCAAGGGCUUCCUCAUCAUAGCCACCAUUAUUCAUCUGAUGAUGGGAGUGGAUCUGCCGAUACUUCUGGUAAUGGCUAUGACAAUAAUUAUAACAAUGAUGGAUUUAAUAGAAAUAUGGCAUCUGGCGCGCUUCUAUCUGAAUUUGGUGGAAUGCAAGGGUCUGGUGAACAAUAUACUGGAGAUUUGACUAAUGCCAUGGCUCAUAUGAGUUUAGAAAGUGGAGAAGGAGGUAGCAUGGGAUAUGGAUACAUGAUACCUCCAGCAUAUGGAGGAUAUGGUAUUGCUGACAUGUCUCAAUAUCAACAAUUAGUACCGGAAGAGAAUGAACAAGAAGGAGAAGACGAGGACGAGGAAGAUGAAGAAGACGAACGAGAAGAAGGGGAGGAGCAAGAGCAGGAGGUGAACAAUGACGAAGGACAAAACAAGGAAGAAAAUACUGAAAAUUAUGUAACUGAGAAAGUAGAAGAUAAAAGUGGAAAGGAUAAAGAAAAAACAUAUCUGGAUGAAGAAGAAAAGUAG
This is a messenger RNA of Candida tropicalis MYA-3404, 2433 nucleotides long. RefSeq lists its product as uncharacterized. The record is from RefSeq and is a predicted model, not a curated record. The coding region runs from base 1 to 2433 and encodes 810 amino acids. Gene Ontology annotation, molecular function: mRNA binding. NCBI's taxonomy places the organism in Eukaryota, Fungi, Ascomycota, Pichiomycetes, Serinales, Debaryomycetaceae. The transcript has a single exon. Gene Ontology annotation, cellular component: cytosol.